Molecule: messenger RNA, 10352 nt
Organism: Ictalurus furcatus (blue catfish)
Lineage: Eukaryota; Metazoa; Chordata; Actinopteri; Siluriformes; Ictaluridae
Gene: rttn
Product: rotatin
Exons: 40
Coding region: 2627-8203 (1858 amino acids)
Biological process (GO): centriole-centriole cohesion; ciliary basal body organization; centriole replication
Cellular component (GO): ciliary basal body; centriole; centrosome
Source: RefSeq, a predicted model, not a curated record
GUUGGCUGGUGCUGUGUUUUUAUUAUUCCUGUAUGACGUGGUUGUGUCCUGGAGCUCAGGUGGCUUUACUGUCGGUACACAGUGAAAUGAAACGACGUUCCUCCAGGACCACGGUGCUACAUAAAGCAACGCACUAACCACACGAGAUGACACGGAACUAAAUAAGAUCUACAAACGUUCUACAUAACGUGCACGUGCAGACGUGUGCUAAAAGCACAGGUCAGUACAGUACUACUAAAACAGGACAGUAGGCACAGGAAGUGACGGUGUAGUGCUGAUCAGUACAGUUUUAGUGUGGAAGUGUCCGAUAUAACAGGUGGAGCAGAAAAUAGGUGCCAAGGAAUGACAAUAUAAUUUAAAAGGACGGUGAAGAGUGUGUGUGAGGGGUGUGUGGGGUCGUCGACAAUGCUGGCGACUUUGCGGAUGCAGCGUGUGGUGUAAAUGUCUUUGAUAGGGGGAGAGAGACCCCAGUGAUCUUCUCAGCUGUCUUCACUAUCCGCUGCAGGGCCUUGCGAUAUAAUGAGGUGCCGUUUCCGAACCAGACAGUGAUGCAGCUGCUCAGGAUGCUCUCAAUAGUUCCUGUGUAGAACGUGGUGAGGAUGAGGGGUGGGAGAUGGGCUUUCUUCAGCCGUUGCAGAAAGUACAGACGCCGCUGGGCCUUCUUGGUUACGAAGCUGGCGUUGAAGGACCAGGUGAGGUUCUCAGUCAUGAGACUCACCACAGUCGUGUCAUUGGCGAAGUGUCAUCAUGGAGUUUGAUAGGACGAGAACAUUUUUUUUCCAUUUUCAGUGACGUUCGAUGUCAUAUAUGGUAAUAUCAAGGUUUGCAGGUGAGGUCAUAAGUUAUAUAUACAUAUGUUUUGCGGAAUCUGCUAAAAGUUUUUGAUAAAAGGGAUCAUGAAAAGCGCAUUUAGUUUUUUAUUAACACUGCCCCGAAUAAACUAUUUCACAUAACAGAUGUUUACAUAUAGUCUACAAUACACUAUAAUAACUAAAUUUACACAAACCGAACCAGUCCAUAAGUCUACAUACCCUUGAUUAACACUGUGUGUCGUUACCUGGAUGAUCAACGACUGUUUUUAUGUUUUGUGAUAGUUGUUCAUGACUCCCUUGUUUAUCCUGAGCCGUUAAACUGCCCACUGUUCUAAAGAAAAAUCCAGCCUCCAACAUCAUCUGCCAAUUUGGGGAUAUUUAUGCAAAAAUAUUCCCUGGAUUACACACUCUGUAAGUACGAGAUCGAACAGUCCUGAUUAUCCGUGCUUGUGUUGUUCUGCCUGAGUGUUGUGGCAGGCUGGGAGGCUGUCAAUCAAGCGGUUUCAUUAGAAUGCUAGGCCACGCCCAGACAGUUUUCUUAUGUAGCUUCUGAAGGGCAGUACUAAAUGGAAAAAAUACGAUCUUUAAACAAAAUCUUAAAAUAAAACAGUUUGCACCGAUCAUCUUGUUCACAAGUUUACACCCCCCUGGCUUUUAAUGUAUUGCCUUCUUGAGAGUCAGUGAACGUGUGCACCUUUUGUAAUAGUCGUGUACGAGUCUCUCAGUCGUCCUCAGCGUGAGAAGAUGGACCUCGACGUCAUAUAACCGCCGAUGGAAAGGGGGGCAAAUAUGCAUAAGAUGCAUGUUGAAGAAAAGCGAAGAAUGUGCAGGACCUGGAGGAUUUUUCUGAAGAACAGUGGACAGUUUAACUGCUCAGGACAAACAAGGGACUCGUCAACAACUCUCACGAAACAUAAAAUCAGCCGUUGAUCAUCCAGGUAACGACACACAGGAUUAAUAAUUCCAUACGGGAUUUCGCAGAGUUUUUAAAAUGAUAUUUUGCUUGAUUUUGCUGCAGCCUUUUUCCAAUUUUGUGAUGAAAUUUGUGAAGUUUAUUUUGUGCUUUUUUUUGUGUGGAAAACUACUUGAAUUUGGCAAAAUUGCAAUUCCCCAGUGAUGUUUGUUGAUAAAUGAGACCUUUUAGCUGUACUCACGUUUGCCGCACGCGAAUCGAAGAAGGCUUUGGCUGAAUGCACGUUGUGAUGCGGCUUGACGUCCCAAAUCUGCGUAAAAUCUGUGGUAAUUUUGAAAAAUCGCAAGCUCCUCCGAAUAGCCCUUUAGUCCUUUAGACCGUCGCCUCCUCAUCUGUACACUUUGCUCAAACAGUUCAGGUUCCAAAGCAAAUGUCGUCAUCAACGCCAUCGUGCUCGUCAUCUCAUAGAUCUCCAACUACCUGAAUACAACUCCGAUGUAUAGCUGCAUUGCAUUCUGGUACACUGAGUGCAAAUGUUUUUACUUUCUCCACUGCUUCUAUGUUUGAGAUCUCAUUAAUAUGAUGCUGAACAUCGCUGGAAAAUAAAGGAGGUCUUGAUCUUUUUUGUUUUUAGAGUUAACAACAGUGAAACUUCCCAUUAUGCCAUGUGUUUAAGAUCGGUGAACUUUUAAAUUUAUUUUCUUUUUUUUUAAAACGGUGUCCAAUUGUAACACCAGUGCAACAGACAACCGCUAACUUCUCACAGGAAUUCUGAAAAUACAACGCCGGCUAACAAAGCCCCAGAAUUGCUCAGCACAUCAUGCAUAUUUCAAUAUAAACCCAUUUAAUGUGUUUCAGGGUGAAGGUUUCCUUCAAGGACAGGUAGUCGUGCAGGCCAUGUAUGAGUGUGAAAUGCCCGUGUGACAGUCUGGACGUCAUGUUAGGUGAUCUUCCUCCGGGGCAUGCUCCGUGGAUUUGUGUUGCCGUUGUUAUUAUUGUUUUUCUUUCCCCAGCUCACUCGUUAGUGGAGAUCCGAGUUCGCUCCCUGAGGAACGUUGUCUCCAAGCUUCAGCUCAGUCUCGUCUCCCCCGCUGAUCUUGUUCAGGAGCGACAGCUCUUUAUCAACCUACUGCACUGGUUUAACUUCCCUGAAGUCCCGCUGCAGGAGGAAGUGCUGCAGCUCAUUAACACACUCUCUACGCAUCCGACCGGUGCCCUUAUGUUAAGAGAUGUAGGAGGAGUGGACUUUCUAACCCAGCUGUCGUCCAACGUUGACCCCCAGCUUCGAACUAUCACAGACGCGAUCCUUGACCAGCUCUUCCAUCUUCAUAUUUACCCACCGAACACGUCCUCUGACCAGCAAUCGAGCUCCUCUUUCCAUCCCGUGGAGGAGAAUGCAGUUAGAGGAUAUUUCCAGCAAAAUGCGCUGAGCCAAACAAACGCUGCAGCACCACCCAGUUUAUCAGUGAACACCUCUGUAAGGUGCUUCACGUUUUCAGUUUUUCCUUGGUUGUGUUUGACUGCAACUGACAGACACAUAUUAUCAUCGAACGAAAGCUCUUUACGAAGUGAUAAUCCCGACUUAGUGAGGACCACCUGCGAGCUUUUGCGAGACGUGAUCAUGCAGGACUUUCCAGCAGAAAUAUUCCUGCAGCGGCCAAGUAUAGUGCAAAAUCUGGUGCAGCUUCUCAGUGUGAGCUCAGAGAAUGAUUCCAGCUCGUUGGCUCUCCACGCUCUGGCCUGCCUUCAGCAGCUCUGUGGAAACCUGAAAAGUCGGCUGCGUUUCCACAGAGAUCCCAGCUUCUGCUCAGCCAAGCACGAUGCACUCUCUCAGAACUCCUCAACGUCGUAUCCUCAGGAGGUCAGAGGGACCCAGAGGUCAGGAGUUUCGACCCCGGAAGAUUUGUCCCCCCGCCCUUCUGUUCUAGGACGUCCUGGUUUGAGAGUCCGAGGGGACGGACAGGACGGCGAUGCUGCCUCCACCAGCAGCAGCAGCAGCAGCUCUCAGAGAGAAUUUCUCCCCGGGCCCAACCUGGAGCUGGAUGGCGAGGAUCCACCGGAGCUCCGGGUGCAGCAGUGGAACAUGGCCAGAUUUUGCGUGGAGACUCUACAGCACACACUUCCUCUCCUCAGGACAGAGAAGAUGAAGGUUUUCCAGAAGGCACUUGAGCUGCUGUCGGACAUCCUCGCGUUGCUAAGGGUCAUCGUGUCCCCACAUGAGCUGUGGGAAGAGUGCAGCAUCACCGCGAACGAACUGAGAGAGAAUCUGCGGGUGUGUAUGGAAAAGCUGGGAGACAUCAUGUGCCAUCACCGUCACCUGGCAUCGUCGGAGCAACCUGACUCAACUCUGAUUCACCACCGCAUGUCCUACAUGGGGACUUCUGUCUUCACCGUUCGCCUUCUGCAAACCCUCCUACCUGUGGAGAAGGCAAGUGAGAACAUUCCUGAGAGCACAGCGUCUGCUGUUUUCCAUCUCUGUCUGGAUUUCCCCUUCAGUCUCUCUUUUCCCAGCAUUCACGAGUCAGCAGUGGCCUACCUGGAGCAGUCAAACUCUGAAAACCAUAGCCUGUACUGCAGAGUUAGCCAAGCUGCUAACACAAUGGAGGCCACAUGUUCCUUUCUAAAGGAGGUUCAGGCUGAGGGAGAAAAGAAUUGGCUGGAGCUGCUGGAGCUCGCUGGCCAAGCCAUCGAUGGCUUUCCCUACCAUCAGCACCUACCACUCAUCAAGGAAUUCAUCCACAUAUGCUCCUACCUGUGGAAGUCUGCUCAGGCAAGCCCACUGCUUCAGAUGGAGAGCCAGAAGAUUCUUCUGAAGCUUUUAUCACAUCCCCUGCUGCCAGUGAAGGCUGAGACAUAUGCAUGCACUCUGGAUGUUGUCAAGGAGUGUUUGGGUGUUCAUAACGUGUCCAGACCAGCUUCAUCCAUCUGCAGCGGCGUGCAUUUCCUCUUCCAUCCUCGCGUCCUUUAUGAAAUCAGUGCCUUCGGCCUUCAUGAUCCGGCAAAAGAGGUGAAUUCGGCUGCCAAGGAUCUUCUUCUGUACCUACUAAAGGGACGAUUGAUGAUGACUGCUUUGAGUUGGAGUAAAUUUAAUGAAGCACUUUACCCGGUCAUUCCCGUGCUGCAGAGUCACGUAGGCACGGAGGAUGCCCUGGAAAGCAGCGUCCUGCUGAUAAGUGGGCUCUCGGAUGAGAUUGGAGACACGGCCCAUUCCUCAGCUACUCGACUCCGCGCUGUAAUCAGACUGCUCUUCACCAAACAACAUGCGGUGAGAAGCACAGCAGCUCAACACCUAUCACAUCAUCUGGCCAAUUCAGAAGACAACGGAACAUCCCGGCUUGUCGUGGACAGCUCGACUCUGUCAUCACUGCCUUCUCUCUACGUUACUGACAAAUGCGUGGACGUCAGACUAGACGACUCCAACAAGUCUUACCUUAAGGUGGACUGCAUGAAUAAACUGUACAGUAUCUUCACCUCGGAGACGGUGGAUAUGGUCCUGCGCAAAUCCGCAGCCGAACAGCUGGCGGUUGUUUUGCAGGAUACUGCAAUGCACGCGGUACUGAAGACGCAGGGACUGACGGACAAACUCGUGUCUUUGAUUACAGAGAGCGUGACCAGCCGUGGAGGGUCUGUCGGGUGUCUGUCCGAGCCGGGCGUCACGAUGCUGAGGAAGUUAGUAUACGCAGAUCCGUCUCUACGUCACACGCUGGCUCAGCAACCAGCUUUCCUCCUCGCACUGCUCCGAGCCUCGCUGCUGAUGAAGGCCAAUCAGAGAGACGUGACUGAAGCCGCAGUGCUGAUGUGUUUCCUGCUUUUUGAUGAGAUCGCCGCUGUGGAUGUGUGCACUGGAAAAGCUGACACAGAUACAGGAUUUACACCGUUCUCUCUGCCGGUCUGCAUUAUCAGAAGGUAUAAUCUGCCGUUCCGCGCCGCGUCUCACCACGCGGUGAGUCCCAACUGCAUCGUUCUGCCGCUUUAUACCGAUCUGAUGGAGCUGAGAGCUGCCAAAGAGGCGCUGAGCUUCAGCUGGAACAGAGCCUGGCACUGCGGCACCGAUACGCUGCUCAUACGCAGGAGAGACACCACUACUCGAACACCUGAGUUUCAUGCUGAUCUGGUGAUGUCGGAGUCUCAGGUCGCGUCAGUGCGAGCGUGUGAUAUGAGAGCAGGGCUUCACGAGUGUGUUAACGCCAUUCGCUCGGCCGGAUCACACACCGGGGUCACCUUCGCUCUGACUAGAAUACACCUUUAUCUCCUGACUGAUCAGCUGGCUGUUAAACACGACACACACUCCGCCAAGAGUACGCUGCAGAAACUCGGCUGGCGUGGUGCUGUGGAGAGAUUUCUUCAGGUGAAACCCGCGUGCCCCGAGGACGAGGUGCUGCUCGCGGACGUCAUAUCGUUCCUGAACACUUUCUUCAGGCAACAUCGGUCUGAUUCUGAUGACCGAGAUCUGAAAUGGCUCCUAGAAUUACUCCUGAAAAAGGACACGCGCGUGCUGCUGGACCUGCUGCUAGACGAGAAGACGCACAUGGACCCUCAGAGACACAGCGGGAUUCACCACGGACAUCAACUACAGAGAGACCUGACCUCGCUGUUCAACACCCUGCUGCGUCUCACACACAUCUCCGACAGGAUGUGUACUCUCCUCUCCGGGCCGUUAGCGUCAGAGUUCGCCGUCCGUCUACUGCAGUGUCUCCGUGUUUCAGACGCCCCGCGGUUUUACGGCCUUCCCUCUCUGGGGCGUUCUCUACGCAGCAUGACGCACACCACCGCUCUGCCCGGCUGGAGCACUCACACAAGCAGCAUGGAGCCACACACACUCUGCCGGAAAUACCUUAGCGGCUUACUUGAGGUAAUUUCCUCCUUCUAUGUGGAGUGGGGAGGGAACGCCAUGUCCUUUAUGGGAAAAGGAGUGACCAAGAAUGCAGUGAUCUCCCUGCUUCAUCUGUCCCAUGAGAUGAUGUCUGAGAGCAAAGAGAAGGACUGGAUGUCUCUCUGGUCUCUUGGGCCUGAACAGAGUGCUGAUGAUCCGUGUUCAGCUCAGUUCGGCCUCGCUUGGUUAAUCCCACUGUGGGUGGAUCGUGACCCAGAGGUGCGCUGUGCCAGUCUGGCGCUGGGCGCGGCUCUCUCAUCGUUAGAAAGCGGCUGUGUGAUGUUGUCGAAUAGCUGCCAGAACAUCUCAGGCGGUUUGUGGGCGACGCUGCUCAACAUCCUGCUGGAGAGACAGGAGUGCAGCAUGGUGUGCCGAGAGGCAGCGUUCCUUUUACAAAACCUGCUUGUGAUGCCGAUGCCUGCCAACACCGAGGAGGCCAAAGACUGCUUCUGGCAGAGCCCAUGUGUUCAUGAUGAGGCAACAGGCGUGUCGUUGGUGGGUCUCCCGGCCCUGCAGGCUCUUCUCUAUCACUGCCAUUUUUUCGAUCAUGUGGGUCAGAUGGUGAGGAGUUGCUACACGGGUCGGUACACUCCCACACACCCUUGGCCCAUCAGCGUCUCUGCCGAUGUAGAUGACUCUGUGAGGCAGUGGAGAGGCAGUACAGCUGUGCUGAAUCACACCCAGGGUUCAGGAUCCAUUUCCACCUCCAGUACUUUGCUCCUGAGUGACACUCGUUCUCCUGUCCUCUCCUCUUCUGUAGCAGCACAGGAGCCUCCAUUCAACAGACUUGGCACACAAGGACAGAGUGACUCAGACAGCUCAGACUCGCGUGUGUCUCAGGAGUGUGUCGAAGGAUCAGACUCCAUCUCUGUAGUAACCCCUCACCUACUGUCAGCUGUGUGUGGGUUACUAACCAACCUGCUGUGUGUUCUGCCGGAAUUUACACACAGCGCACUGCUAGAGAACCACAUCCUGCAGGGCCUGCUCAGUGUGUUGGACGCAGCGGAGUUAGAGCGAUGUCUGACUGAACUUAACACACCUGAUCUACUUCCAUCUGAUGUAGAGGAUUCCAGGAGCCAGGUGCUGAGAAGUGUGUGUUACGUUCAGAGCGUGUGUAAGCUGGUACAGGCCGAUGUUGUGCACAGUGAGGAUUGUCUCUCCCAGUCAGAGCUCAUUAAACCUCUGCUGAAUAACCUCAUCUCCAUCCUCACACUGUCUCACACACACCUCGAUUCUCAAGUCUUUUAUCAAGUGUUCCUCUGUAUAUCCUCAGAUGUGCAUACCCAGAAUGCAUUGCUGCACACCUGGACAGAUGUGUUUAUGCUGCUGGCGAUUCUGCUGCGCAGGAACUACGCUGCAUGCGGCCCACAUGUUUGCGGGACUCUGGGGAAACUCUGGCAACGCUUCUCAGACACCAUCCGUGCGUGCGUGGACCAGUGCGGUGCAGAUCCGUCGCUCUACACCGUCUCAGCGCAGUUCCUGUGCGUGGUGUUUUCUGAAGAGGCGAAGAAGCGAGGGACGAGAUUAGAGCGAUCGGCUUCUCUGACCGCCGCUCUGAAUUCCCAAUCCGGAGAGCAACUGUGUGAAUUGCUGCUGGAGUAUUAGCUGGGUGGUAAACUGGAUUCAGAGAUCUGCUGCGCAGAUGAAUUUGAAGGGGUUCACACUACGCGAUUCAUCACCAACACACUUGAAAAUAUCGAAGCCUCGGUCGGCCGCAGGCAGGAACGUUUGCGUCGCCGAACUGUUCACACGACCUGACCGCUCCGCUGUGGAGUAGUUGCUGAGCUGAGAGUCAAAAUUAGUCAGCGACUGGAAAUUGAGCCUGAAUUUUUAUUUUAUUAUUUUAUUUAUUUUUAUCUGUAAUGACUUUAUAUUCUUUGUUUUUAAGCUAUACUUUUAUGUUAAACUUCUCUGAUGUAAUCAGCGGCAUGUAAAUAAUGUAUUUAUGACAUGAAACUCGACUACAGGUGCAAUGAGAACGCGAUCCCACAGGACCCAAUGAAUUUUUUUCUUUUGCAGUUUUUACUAACUUACAGGCGAACAUAUGUCCGUCCAUACAGGAUUUCACAGGAGGUUUUUUUUUUUUGUGAUUCUUCCGGCCAAAGAUGAUUGAUUUUUGCUCCUUUUUUUUUUUUUUUUUUCUUUUCUUUUCUUUUUCUUUUUUUUUUUUUCUUCAAAAUUUGCAAUGCAACUUGCGGUUUUUUUGUGGAAAACUACUUGUAUUGGCGAAACUGCGAUUGUACGAAAUUGUCUUUCACAGUGAUGUCCGUUGGUAAAUGAGACCCUUUAGCUGAACUCCUGUUCGACGCACGUGAAUCGAACAGGGCUUUGGCUGAAUGUGCUUCGUGAUGAUGUCACAUGACAUACCUUGGCCCAAAUCUGCGGAGAAUCUGUGUUAAUUUUGAAAAAUCGCAAGUUUCGCAGAAUAUUGCAUAGUUUACUUGAUUUUGCGUUCAUUUCUGAAAUCGCAAAAUAAAUAAAUAAAUAUAUAGGUCCCUAGAGGAUUUUGUGAUUUUUGUUUUUUUUUUUGCAAUUUCAGAAAUGAACGCAAUAUAUGAUAUAUAUGAUUGGAUGCAUUUACUGCCAGCAUUCAUCUUGAAUAACUGCUUUGUCCCGAUCAAGGUUAUUAUUAAGGUGGUUUAAAUUACUAUAUUGUUUACAUUUGGACAAACUAAGUUUGUUAUUGUAGCCAGGUACAAACAAUAACUGACGGAGCAGGUGGGAUUGAUCAGAAUUCCUUCUGGAGUGGGUGGGAAUGGGAUUUAAAAAAAUUGAACAGUUCCUUGAGGUGCCUCCGUGUCCUGAUUGGUCGGAUGUUGUUGGUUUUUAUCUGGAGUCUGGAACCGUCACAAUACGUGUACAGUAUUUUGGGUAUAAAUCACUUUUAAGGCAGUCGGUAAGUUUUGAUUUUUAUCAGUUUCCUGCACUCAUAUUAACCGACCGCCUACGCAGGAAAGUUUCUCAUGGAGUACAUACAAAGCCCUCAAUCAUCAAUGCGGAGAAGUCUUGUACUACUUCCUUUGUUCUCACUGUUUCAUUACUGCUUUACUGUUAAAAGAACUUCUGCAUUUGAAUGAGGACAGGCUUUAACGAUGUAGAAAUGUUAAACCUGCGCGCUGAGCCGGGGAGACGACGAGCACGGACACUGAUUUCUUGUAAGAAUGCUGCGUCACAUCGUCGCGUUCUCGUUUACGGCCAUCUGAAGAGUGGUGGAAAUAUAAACGUAUCGGUGUUCUUGGUAGUGCACUCCCACUUAGUGCAUCGCACCACAGAGCUUGUGAAGUUUUCUUGCCAUGUUACAUAAACUGUGAUUGCAAAACCCCUUCCUCUUCAAGCUUUGAUUGAGCUCCAGCAGAAAAGCAGUUGUUAAAUGUCACCAAACUUUCCGUUCUGUUUCGUCACACAGCAGUAUGAUAAAACUCCGUUCCAGAACCCUCUUAAGAAGGUCACGGCUAAAGUCCUGAUGCCUCUCCUUGCCUGCAGCUCCAGCGCUCAGAGUUACGCCUGCAAAGGUGAGAAAUCAUCCUGUUGGUUUAUGAAGCACGUAUAACGAGACUAUUAACCAUCACUCGAACGUACACAAAUCUGAAAUGUCUCUCGUAUCGAUUGAAAAUCUGUCCAGUUCACUAACCCGCGCUUGUUCAUUCUAGAACCGAGCUUAAAAUAGUUCAGUGGGAGCUUGUUUUGAAGAUUUCUAUUGAAUAAUGUAUUGCUUGAUGUGCUGGUUUGACAAAAAAAAAAAAAAAAGCCAUUA